Molecule: messenger RNA, 696 nt
Organism: Acanthosepion pharaonis
Lineage: Eukaryota; Metazoa; Mollusca; Cephalopoda; Sepiida; Sepiidae
Source: the annotation of a GenBank genome assembly
AUGUUUUUCAGUCUCGCUCAUCGGAUUCAGCUGCUUUCUUUCUUUCUUUCUGUUAUCAGUUUUUCUUUCUUUCUUUCUUUCUUUCUUUCUUUCUUUCUCAUAUCUGUCACUUUCUUUCUCAUAUCAACUUUUGAUUAUCUAUCUAUCUAUCUAUCUAUCUAUCUUGUUUUGGUUAUCUAUCUAUCUAUCUAUAUAUCUAUUUUAGUAUGUUCAUAUCUAUCUAUCUAUCUAUCUAUCUAUCUAUCUAUCUAUCUAUCUAUCUAUCUAUCUAUCUAUCUCAUUCUGUUCAUAUCUAUCUAUCUAUCUAUCUAUCUAUCUAUCUAUCUAUCUAUCUAUCUUCAUCUCUUUCACUGCUUCUUAAAUGAAGAGGAAGCAGACGACAAACCUUGCCAACUUAUUUCUCUUUCUAUGUCUUCGUUUUUUCUUAUCAUUUCUCAUUUUUGCUUUCUACUUUUCUUCGCCUUUUCUAUUUCGCUUUCUCUCUUAUAUUUUAUUCUUUACUCUUUUCCACUCCUUUUUUUUUUCUCGUCUGCUCUCUCUCACUCUUCAGUUUUUCUUUCUCCCUUCUACUCUCACUUCUUUCUGUUAUUGUCUCCCUUACAUUUCUUUUUUUUUAUCAAUAUUUUUCCUUUACCUAUCUUUUCAUUUCUUUUACGUUUCCUUUCUCUCUCUAUGUUUGUAUUAUUUACGUUUUAA